AUGGACGCGUUUCGACCCCAUGUUAUUAUGGGAGCAUCGAAAGGCGGCGUGUACAUAGUCGGCCUCUGGCGCAGAGGCUACUGGAGAGGGCCCACGGUGCUGAUCAACGCGCAUCCGACGUGCCGCCAGAUCCCGGAGGAGGCCAACGUUGUUGUGGCCGUGGGCUCCAACGACGAGGUCUUCACGGUUUGGAUCGUGGGGCAUCUUGUUUUCACCGUACAAGCCAUCCGGCAAGAAGUGGACGCAACUUCGCAGAAUUCUACAAGCACGUCCAGCCCAACCAACAACGAAAGCAGAAUCGACAGUCAGCUCUCACCCAUGCUGGCGACGGUCACGCUGCGACCUGAAGACACAUCGCGUAUUACGUUGGGCGACCGGGCACAUGGGGGUACGAUCAUCCAAUACGUCAACUGCUCAUGCGCGCUUAAACCGCUCGAGGGGUCCCAUCUGAUGAAAAUUGGCCCCACGGAUGUAAGUAAUCUGGCUUCUUUUUCAAUUGCUCCAUUAUGGGCCAAACUGCUGAAUCAUUCAGGGGCCUAUACGAUUAGCGUCGAGCCACCAAGAAGUCGGUACGCUGACUAUGCAAGAGUUGCUUCAGGAUUUGCCCCUGCUCUCGUGGCACUCGUUCUAGCACUGUACGCGCUGCCCCUUGCUUUGCACCAGCUGUGGUGCCACACAGCGCUGUCACCAGUCUCACAAGCAGGAGGUUCUGAGGCUGCUUCCGAGGCAGGCGCGACAAGCAGCGUUGCUUCUUGGGUGCGACACAACAGCGCCAUACCACUGGAGCAGGUGGAAGAGGAACUGCAGCUAAGCAUGGAGCCAGCUCAGAAGAUGCAAGACAUCAGGUUCACAAUGGUCAUGGACAAGUGUUUCGCGGUGCAGCUGUCACUCCUCUACUUCACAGGCAAGUUUUUCGCCUCUGCCUUUUUCACAUUACCGUUGGUGCAAAUAGUGCCCAAGUUUGUGAUCGUGACACUGAUGGAGUCACUGCUCCAAGCAGUUAGCUGCGGUUGUGUGUUUCACGGCCUUAAGCAGACGGCAGCCAGUCCGCUUGCAAGGCCAGGUGCCAAAUGCCCCACGAAGGUCAACAUCAAGCUGGCCUCAGUUCUCAACGAGCAGCUUUUCAAGACGAUGGUCGCAUAUGGUAUUGUUCUGGCUAAUAUAAUGAUUGCGAUACCGCGCCUCGCUGGCUUCCUCGUUGAGUUAUCAAAUUUGAAGAGGUUGGCACUUGAAGAUUCAGCCUUUGUCAUAAAUGUGCUGAACGACUUCUUGCUGAAGAUGCUCUUCUUCCGGUUCAUGCUGGAUGCGUCGCUGCAGGCUCGCAUGGUGCGGUUACAUGUGGAGGCCGCGCUGGACAAAGUACUUUCUGUGCAUAAGCAAACUGGGACUGAAGCUACUCCAAGCCAUGAGGGCCGAAUUGACACCCAGAAGAUGAAAACGCUUCACGCCUACAUCGUCAAGCUCGUUAUUGACGUUCUGCCCUGCUUAGCAACUAUCGGCAUGCCUGCAGCUGUUUUUGUUGUGUGCAGUUGGGUGAGCUACGUGCUGUUCGCUCUGAAGCUAUUCAGCGGCAGCGCCAUUUCCCAAAUGGAAUAUGGGACGAUACAAGCGAUUCUUGUGGAGGCAGUGGCAUUCGAGCUGCCUGCUGUUGCCUGUUUGUUCCCGUUAACAGCAGUGUCGGACGCCUGUGAUGAGCUACGCAUCAGACUGAACACACUGAGGGCAGUGAGUGGAGCUGAUGACGACAAGCACAUUCGAAUGACUGAAGUAUAUAUGCAGCAGGAGAACAAUGGUCAGGGAAUGGGAUUUGUCAUGUACGGCACCGGCAUGGUCGUAAACAAAGGGAUGGAUGCCCAUUUUGGGACAUGGGACUUGGAUUCCAUAGUCUACCCGGUGCAGCGGCCGGAUCUCGAGGCUUUGAUGCACACCGGAGGGCAGAACAAGACGUUUUUGUACUGGACCGCAGACAGCGGGCGGCUGCCCUCAGGACAGAUCUCGCGGCAAGGCGACACCCACAACCAGGAGUCUCUGCUCCACCACGACGUCCUCCCUCGGCUCAUCGAUGCGACCCUCUGCAAGGAGGGUCCAGAAAUGCACUUUCAUCGGACCUGGAAAGAGAGGCUCUCUCGAGAGAGAAACAAUGCCGAGCUGUGGCUAGGCUACAGCCCCGAGCAGAUCAUGCGGCUAUGGUCUACAAAUGGCCAUCAGAGUGGAAAGCAUCUGCACGAUGUGCCCAUGGGAACGGAGGAGUACAGGAUGGUCAAUGCCGCUUUUAAGGCGUUGCCGAUAGAGCAGCAGGCCUACAUCCUCUCGCCUCCAGAGACCUGGGCACCUGUGCGAGCUUUACGGAUCCAGCGCGUGGAGAACGGGCCACAGGGCGAUGCCUCCUGGAAGCCCUACUACAAGUCGCUCCUGCGGUCUUUGGAAGACCAGGGCGUUGAGUUCGAGCCCGGCACCCACACGUGUUGGGCCUUUCACGGUUGCAACAACGAGGCCUUGGAGUCGAUCGUGAACAACCCGGUGUGUGGUUUCCAGCCCUUGGCUUCUGGAACUCGCAGCACAACGCUGUGGGGAUCUGGGACAUACUUCGCCCGGGACGCCAAGUACGUGGCCGACGGGGGCUUCUGCGGUGCCCCCAACGCCGAUGGCACGCGGAGGAUCGGAGCCUGUGCCCCUCGCACCAGCUGUUGGCGUUGA
Symbiodinium sp. CCMP2592 is the source of this 2697-nucleotide messenger RNA. Lineage: Eukaryota; Dinophyceae; Suessiales; Symbiodiniaceae. The record is from the annotation of a GenBank genome assembly.